Harmonia axyridis is the source of this 1637-nucleotide messenger RNA. RefSeq names its product zwei Ig domain protein zig-8-like. Gene Ontology annotation, biological process: synapse organization. The transcript is spliced from 5 exons. The coding region runs from base 311 to 1183 and encodes 290 amino acids. Gene Ontology annotation, cellular component: neuron projection membrane. The record is from RefSeq and is a predicted model, not a curated record. NCBI's taxonomy places the organism in Eukaryota, Metazoa, Arthropoda, Insecta, Coleoptera, Coccinellidae.
UUGAGGAAUUCCAAUUUUCCAUAAUUCCAGUCCGUUCCCGAUCGCAGAGAGGGCGCAUGCCGAAGAGCGGGCGAGCCGAGUUUCCCGACCGUUUUCCAGCUUUUCCGGCGGCAGUUUCUCUUCGUUCGCACGGCCGGUGGAGUUCCCCGUGGGUCUGUGAUGUGUCCUGUGCAACUUUACCGGCGUCUCGUCAGCGGCGGCCCGCCGACUUGGUCCGUGUGACAAUUUUGACGUCGCGUACGAAGUGUUGUGCCUACCCUGGAAGAUGUGAUCUGGUGUUUGGAGACAGUUCUCGACUUUUCCUUCAGCCAUGCAUCUGCUCAGUGGUUUUCUUCGACCCUUGUUUCUCGUCUGGUCUUCAGUUUUUUUCACGUGGAUAACUUGCAUAGACGCAGACGUCGGUUCGAAAAAAUUUCGGGACUUUCUCCAGGAAUGGCCUACACCGGGCACAGGCCCGUAUUUCGAAAUGUCGGAUUCAAAUGUGACAGGACUCGUUGGAAAGACAGUUCUACUACACUGCCGCGUCAAGAACCUAGGAAACAGAACGGUGUCUUGGGUGCGUCAUAGAGACAUCCAUCUUUUGACAGUUGGCCGAUAUACUUACACCUCAGACCAGAGAUUCGAAGCAGUCCACACACCACAUACCGAAGAAUGGAGCCUGAGGAUACGGUAUCCACAGAAGAAGGACACCGGUAUAUACGAGUGUCAGAUAAGCACCACCCCACCUGUAGGCUACCCGGUAUAUUUAACUAUAGUUGAACCAAUCACCGAGAUCAAGGGCAGCCCCGACAUCUUCAUCAACCAGGGCUCCACCAUAAAUCUUACCUGUCUUGUUAAGUACGCUCCCGACGCAGCUCCCACAGUGGCGUGGGCACAUAAUAAGGCUGUGAUUAAUUUCGACUCGCCCAGAGGGGGCAUUAGUUUAGUCACCGAGAAGGGACACAUCACCACCAGCAGACUCCUGAUCCAGAACGCGAGGCAGACCGACUCAGGCCAAUACAGCUGCACUCCGUCCAAUGCCAAAUCGGCUGCUGUCCGUGUACAUAUCUUGAACGGGGAACAUCCUGCAGCGAUGCAUCAUGGGCUCGCCUCCACGACACGCCUUUCCCGUGUGCUCCUGCUGCUGGCCCUCGGACCCACGACCGUCCUGCUGUCCCACGCUGCGCGACUCACGGCAGCGUAACAAGAAGGACGACCUUGGCCUGCUACCGGCAAUUGACAGUACGGCUGAGUUAUGUGCUCGCGCUAGUUCGGACGUUUCAAUGCGUUGAGUUCGCGGGCUACGGAGACGCCCGAGGUUGGCUCUCGCUGCUGGCUUUAAGGGUCGGCAUACGCGCGCGGAUUUGUGGGACGUGCGUGAGUUGGAUCGUGGAUGUGUGCGACGUUGUCGAAUUUUGUGGUUUUUUAAUGAGAUAUUCGAGGUUUUUCAUACAAUGAGAGAUGGGUAACUGGCGUUUUGGUAUCAACGCUUUUUUUUGGGUAAUUUCUGAUGGGCAGAUUCUAAUACAGUUAUGAGAUUAAGGGUUCCAAAUGCAUCGUUAUUGAUAAAUUCAAUCCAAGAUACGUUGAAAACUCACAGGAAUUCUGUAUAAUCUAAUAAUUGACAUUUUCGAAUGGUUUUUUAAUUAAUUGCCUUG